Messenger RNA from Phycodurus eques (leafy seadragon), 4325 nucleotides. RefSeq lists its product as uncharacterized. The coding region runs from base 684 to 2861 and encodes 725 amino acids. The transcript has 3 exons. The record is from RefSeq and is a predicted model, not a curated record. Lineage: Eukaryota; Metazoa; Chordata; Actinopteri; Syngnathiformes; Syngnathidae.
AAACACAAGGAGGAGGUUCCCUCCCACUUUGGUGCCGAAUAAAAGACAAUUGUUCCGACGACUUGAAAAGGAGAAAAAAAAAACGACAGUGUAAAUGCGCAACUUAGUAUUUAAUCAGAAAAGCAAGUCGGCAAUCGACGAGACUCCCGGGACAGGUUGUCAGGGUACGCAGCAGCGUCCGGCGGGAAGAAGCCAUCAAGAUGUCAAGGCAUGCAGGGUACAUGCAGAAGUCAUCAAGGUGAGCGCCGUCAAAACGAUGACCGCUCUCAGGAAGGUUGUAGCCCUGCCUGGCCAGAAAGGCAAGUCCUCUGUAGGUCCUUUUAAGCAUCCAACACGUGGGGACAGGAAAUACCAGAACAGGAAGACCUGUGAGUACCCUCCGGAUCCAAGGGUCAGUACAGUCGUGAAACAUCCGAAUUUUGUGUUGAAACCUCAUUAAAGUGUACAAAAAGACACAGUGUCAUCGUCAAAUAAUUGAAUGUACGCCGACCGCACCGUGACAUAAUUAUGUGAUUCUAUGCUAAAAAGCCUUAUGAUGUCACCACUAUGCGGUGAUAAAAAGUGCAAGUAGUUGUCUUCUCUGAUGAAAAGCUUUAUGAUGUCACAAAGGCGUCAAAGCACUCCCACCAGCAAGAGUAGUGGCCCACACUUGAGCGAGACACAAAGUCAACAGCGGCACAACAAUGGAGAUGGACGACUACUCCAUCAAGGCGGAAGUCAUCCUCCCGAUGGUGCAGAAAUACUUCGAGCGCAUCCUGCCGGCGCAGUGGAGCAUGCUGGCCGCAGGGACCGUCGACUCGGCCACGCAGGUCAUCCUGGCGGACAUGUGCACGGACAUCACGCAGAAACUCUGCGCGGACACCAUUCGAGUCAUCAUCCCGGAGUUUAAGCAGCGCAUUCAGAGUGCCGACAAGAAAAGAAUGAAGCUCAAAGUGGAAGGCGGACUGAGCACCGCAUUCGCGUCGGCGCUCAGCGUCCCCGAGCAGCGCAGCAAAAGUUCCCAAAAGCUGGACUCUCUCUUCAAGAGGGAGAUCUCUCAGCGGGUCAAUCACACUUUGUCCGCCGCCACCAGCACUGACAGUCAGCUGGUGCCUCUUAUUUACAUCCCGGGAACCUUCACCAAGAUAGAAGUUCUGGCCAAGAUGGUCCUGCUGGCCUGUGGCGCUCUCAAGGUUUACCUGAGCAAGAUGGCCAUUUACGCAAAGUGCUUCAGACCGUGCUGGCGCCAAAAGACCAGAGAAGAACCCCCCUGUGACUCAAAGUGCGGGAACGUGUGCAUAUUUAACCGGGAAGAAACCACGGAGGCCGUGAUGAACAUCCUGCGCAAAUGGACCGACAGCGAGGAUGAGUCCCUCUCACUCAGGACAAAUCGGGAACUGAAGAAAACGGCAGCGGAAAUUGUGACAACCAUCAUCAAGGACCUGCACUACCCUGACCCCUCGGAGGAGGGACGCAGUCGCUCUUCUACGCCUCAUUUCAAUCUGGGGCUGAUAAAGGAUCAACUCUGUGAGUUCUUUGAAUCCUGCGUAUCACCCAACAGCAGCAAUGAAUCUAAUCGCAAACGCAACUUUUUGAACUUUUGCCAAAAGAAGUUCGACGAACUGACAUUUGAACUGCAGAAGGUCCGGUGUCGCUGCAUGCGCUUGGAAGAAGAGAUGUCCCGAUGUGGGACCCAAACACCAGAUGGUGAUAAUCUGCUCAGCUUCCAGGGAAUCCAGCCAGGUCUUGAGGAUGUGUUCCACAAAGUAGCGCCACCAGCAGGAGCUGCCUGCAUAGAUGUGGACAAGCUACGACACGAAGCCGACAAGUUCUCACUAGACCUGGCGGAUAAACUUUACCAUUACAUGACCACCAACCGGACCACAGUCCAAUCAGAUGCAGUGUGGAGACGCUACUCAGAGCCACUCAUCUUGGAGGUGGACGAGGAAAAACCGGAGAACAUCCAAGUUCUGCAUAAGAUUGUAGAAGACACCGCUACAAAGUUUGUACAGCAGCUGCUGCUCUGGCUCAAGAUGGAACCGGUGACGAGGGGGAACCACGCCGAUGAGGUCUACGGUUGCUUGAACGACAUCGACACGCUCAUCGCAGGAACCGUGAUCCCACAAGCAAACGAGGAAGACCUGGAUGACACCAGGCCCAAGAGCACGAGCUCGCACAUACGAAAUGCGCACCCACCUUCCACGCAGGAAGAGACGGUCACCGUGGAAACCGGGAUCAGCCAAAAAACGGAGACGGACGGCGCCCAAGGAAAGACUCCACCCUCUGGUGUCGUACGUGUCGCUUGGCCGUCGCCGCUCCGCCCGCCUUCCGUGCAGGAGACGUGCUUGCACCGGGACGCCUCCCGGUCAAGGAGUCCGUCCUCACAUGUGACGUCGCGCAGCUCGGUCUCCAUGGAGGAGAUGGUCACAUCGCUCGUGGCGGUGCUCGUCAUCCAGCUGCUGACCCGCCUUCAAAAGAAACACAAGAAGAUAGUUCUCUCCCGCGACACCCUGCCAAUCAUCCAGCGUCUGACCAAGAAGGUGCUGCAGGACCCGCGCUUAUGCGUCAUCACCGAGGCCAACAUUUACAGCGUCAACAAGCUGAUGAAGGCCGUCAUCCGGGAGCUGCUGCGAGAGUUCAACAGUACGCACCAGCUGCUGGAGGCCUUCCUGUCUGACGAGCUGCGUUUUGACAACACCCUGCUGAAGCUGCUGAUGUUCAACAUGGAUGCGCUGAAAGCACCCCAGCAACGCAGGACACAAAAGUUAUUUGCCGCUGUGCGCAGGGUUUUCCUUUGGACUUUCUGUAUACCCUCCUCCAGCAGCAAGCAGGAAAUCUUGGCCUAUACCGAGACGGACUCGGGGAAGAGUGCCAGCGUUUGAGAACAACAACAUCGUGGUCGUCUGCAGAACCAAAGCUUAGACUUGUGUACAUGUAGCCUACACACCACACUAAUGUGCAAUAAUGAUCUAAGGGUGCAAUGCAUGGCCUUUUUGUACUUUUCUACUGAGCUCCUGUUUAUUCACACAACAGUCUAGGUCAAGGUCUGUCCAUCUCAUUUCCAUUUCACAUCCAGCACAAGGGGACCCAGAAAGAUCCACGCACAAUUUCUCCUGUGUUUAGUUGUUUAGUUUCCUAUCGCAAAAGGAAACUUGUCUUGCAGACAGGGUAAAUGAAAUGGUUAAUAGAUAUUUUUUUUAAAUCAAGAGAGUUGAAGAAAAAGUACAUCAUACAGAGAAGACUGGCAAUUGACCGGUAAAAAGAGAACCUAGGCUGAUGGACCUGUUACACACACACACACACACAUAUAUAUAUAUAUGCGCGCGUGCGUGUGUACAUGUAUACAUUUUAACCCUCUAGGGACAGGAUUCUCUGGUCCUAUUAGUCCUCUAAAUCUCCAGCUCCAGGGAAGGAUCCCAAAGCGGUGCGGUUCUCGUUCAUACUGGGAACAUCGGUGCCAGGAGGCAGCCUGUUGGUUCGUCCUUCACACACGUGAGCUUGAUGAGUCAGUAUGGAGAACACGUGAAAAUCUUACCGCCUGUCAAGUCAACCCGAACCACCGGUUAGGCCCGUAACUCCCGACGGCCCGAAAGGAAAACAUUUGACAGCAUUUGGGUGUUGGUUCACACAAGGUGUCCUGAACACGUGAGCUUGAUGAGUCAGUAUGGAGAACACGUGAAAAUCUUACCGCCUGUCAGGUCAACCCGAACCACCGGUUAGGCCCGUAACUCCCGACGGCCCCACCCGAUUCCUCAGCAGGGCGUCACCUUUUGGUCCAAAUACCUGCGCCACUAUAAGAUCAAGCUUCCUCCCCCCCCGACCUGCUGUCAGUCAACAACAUGGAUAAACUUCUAAACACCGGCCUGGGUCAGGAGGCCCUGGCCAAUUUGGCCAAAGAUAAAGCGGGGGAUUUUGCAGGGAAUUUGGCGUACAAGAUAGCAGGAGGAGGGGGAGCGGAGGGUCAGGAGGAGAAAAAAGGAUUCGACCUGGGCUCGCUCAUAGGCGGCAACAAGAGCGACGACAAAGGAUUCGACGUGGGCUCGCUCAUAGGCGGCAACAAGAGCGACGACAAAGGAUUCGACGUGGGCUCGCUCAUAGGCGGCGGCAAGAGCGACGACAAAGGAUUCGACGUGGGAAACGUCCUGUCCAUGGUCAGUUCGAAAGACGGGGGGGAUGGAGGAGGUGAGUCGUCAACCGGAAUUAAGAACGUUAUGGGUGGACUGUUUAACUAGAAGCGUGCUGACAUCCUCAUCGAGCGCCUCCACAACAAUCGAUCACGCCACUCCUUAAUAAAGACAAUUGACCAUGUACAACUAUCGAAAUAUGAAAUAAAUCAUUCAAAAACA